This is a messenger RNA of Strongyloides ratti, 489 nucleotides long. Its product is annotated as Peptidyl-tRNA hydrolase ICT1, mitochondrial. Lineage: Eukaryota; Metazoa; Nematoda; Chromadorea; Rhabditida; Strongyloididae. Gene Ontology annotation, cellular component: mitochondrial large ribosomal subunit. Gene Ontology annotation, biological process: mitochondrial translational termination. The transcript is spliced from 5 exons. The record is from RefSeq and is a predicted model, not a curated record. Gene Ontology annotation, molecular function: translation release factor activity. The coding region runs from base 1 to 489 and encodes 162 amino acids.
AUGAUAAGAAUAAAUUUUAUUUUUAAUUAUACACGAAACUUAUGUUCAAAUGUAAAAAAUAAUAGUAAUAAACUUCAAAUAUCAUUUCCAAAAGUUAAAAAAGAAUUUAUACGUAGUAGUGGACCUGGAGGACAAAAUGUAAAUCAAGUUUCAACAAAAGUCCAAUUAACCUGUCAUAUAGAUGAUGUAUGUGGAAUUACAAAUGACUUAAAAGAGUAUGUAAAAGAAAAACAUAAAUUAACAAAAUAUGGUGAAAUAAUUGUGGAAUCAGAUAAAUUUAGAACUCAGAAUGAUAACAAUGCUGAUUGUUACCAAAAAUUGUAUGAUAUUUUUGAAAAGUAUCAUAAGGAAUUGCAAUUUAUCAAUAGAGUACCCACAAAAGAAGAGCUAAAAUUUUUAGAAAAAAGAGAAGAAAGAAAAGCAAAAUAUCGUUUAGAAGAAAAAAGAAGGAGAGCAUUAAAAAAACAAAGUCGAUCUACUGAUUUUUAA